AUGUCCCCUCCCACAGUAACCCCGCCCACGCGCUAUCAGCCGUUACGGCCUGCUACCAUUGCAUCCCUCGAUGACUCUCGUCGCGAGACGCUGCUCCGGGCGGUAUCCAACGUCGCCUCCUGCGAAGCUGCGAGACUCACUGUCGGCCAGAUAGCGGCUGGCCUCCCGUUGUCAGAGGUAGACAAGGACACGUACGACGGGACGGCGUCUGACAGACAUCCUCUUCACACACUGCAUAAGACGCUAUGCCCACAAGCUGUCGACCGGGCUGAACGGUUCCGGAGUACAUUUGAUCCCCGUGUUCUCAAGUUUAAGCCUCAGCUCUGCCGCGAGUACCAGGCCGCUGCGCCGAGGUCGAGAGCGUUCAGCACGCGGCUCAUCGAGCUUGUCGCCGCAUCGAUCCACCAGAUCGCCGCCUUGUUACACGAGUCCGACGCCAGAGCCGACCCAGACUGGACCCGCGAUAUCAAGUCCUGGACCGCGCCCGAGGGCGACGCCGUCUGGUGGUACACGUUUCCGGACGGCCCGCCGCCGACAUUGCUUCGACACAAGUGGUACUGCGACUACGCGCAGUAUCCGCGUGGCGUGGCCGACAGCGUGGGGUAA
Purpureocillium takamizusanense is the source of this 606-nucleotide messenger RNA. RefSeq lists its product as uncharacterized. The coding region runs from base 1 to 606 and encodes 201 amino acids. NCBI's taxonomy places the organism in Eukaryota, Fungi, Ascomycota, Sordariomycetes, Hypocreales, Ophiocordycipitaceae. The transcript is spliced from 2 exons. The record is from RefSeq and is a predicted model, not a curated record.